Molecule: messenger RNA, 1030 nt
Organism: Drosophila bipectinata
Lineage: Eukaryota; Metazoa; Arthropoda; Insecta; Diptera; Drosophilidae
Biological process (GO): cobalamin metabolic process
Source: RefSeq, a predicted model, not a curated record
GAAAGCAGAAUCUGUGAGAGGAUUAGUGUCACCCAGGCAGAGCUCCAAAUCGGCCAGUCAGUCACAUUCCUUGCCUAGAUUUUAUCGAAAACAGUCUAGUCGCAAAGCCAAUGAUCAAAAUUCACACAAUUUAAUAUUUAAAUUUAAUAUUUUAAGUUAAAAAUUUAGUUUGUUUUUUUUUUCGAGAAAAGAAAGCGGGGAGAGAAGCCUUUUCCUAGGAUUCUAGGACCCAUUCGCGAUAGGAGAGUCUGAAGAUUAGAAGGACAUAGACAUGCAUACUCUGCGGAUGCAGAUCCACAGCCUGGUGAUGGGCCAGAGCUUCCUGCGGCGCCAUCUGCGCCGCUCCAGCGGCAGCAGCAGCCUCCCUGAGGCCGCCUUUCCCGGGGACCAGGAGGAGAUCGGGCCGGAGGAGGACGAGAACGCGAUGAAGCCACUACCGAUCCUGCGCAGCCGCCAGACCGAUCUCUUCUACCUGCCGGACUGCGUCGGUCCGGACUAUCAGGGACUUGUCCAGCCAGAGGACCAGACGAUGGCCAACCUCUUCUAUCCGGAGGGGAAGCGCCUGGAGAAGAGGUUGGCCGGAUUCGGUGGCAAUCUUUGGCCCACCGACAUCUGCGUGGGGCCCUGCCCCAAGCUGCUGACGCCCAACCUGCGGCGUCUGUUCCGGCACCCCAGCUCCCAUUUCUGCAGCUCGAUGAACUUCAGCAUGCUCGGACUGCGGUACCGAGGCUUCGACCGGGCUCUCGCCCUGCGCGCCUUCAUGUUCCUGGCCGGCUACAAUGUCCGGGAAAUGUUGCGCUACGGCUUCUGGGCCGACUUCGUCAACCCGCAGACUGGGCGCGCCGAAUUUCGGGGCUCACUCUCUGCCCCCCGGACCAGCUGCCCCGAGGCGGAGGCCCUCAGCAAGGGCUUGGACCUGUUCAAUGCCAACGGGUGCACGGUGAUCGAGGAGGCGAAGGGCGACCAUUUCAUCGGCACCAUCUUUACGGACAUGCCAGUGAAGGUGUUGGAGUUGUGGUGCUCGUAGAGU